This is a messenger RNA of Daktulosphaira vitifoliae (grape phylloxera), 2712 nucleotides long. RefSeq names its product Bardet-Biedl syndrome 2 protein homolog. The transcript is spliced from 12 exons. NCBI's taxonomy places the organism in Eukaryota, Metazoa, Arthropoda, Insecta, Hemiptera, Phylloxeridae. Gene Ontology annotation, cellular component: BBSome; ciliary basal body; neuron projection. The record is from RefSeq and is a predicted model, not a curated record. Gene Ontology annotation, biological process: non-motile cilium assembly. The coding region runs from base 454 to 2184 and encodes 576 amino acids.
AUUUUAUAGUGACAAGACGCACUAACUCGACGAACCACAGAAAAGGAAACACCACCGGUGUGUGGACGCUAAGGACACCAACUCCAAAUAUGGAUUGGGCCUUUAGUAACCGUACGUUGGGGAUUCGCCUAUACCGGCCGACACAAACCCAACAAGAAAACUAUGCUAGCUCACUGGCUACGAGUCAUUGGACUCAACGGUUUGAUAUGACGUCAACUGCGGACACAAGCGUAGUGACAGCAAGCUGUCGGUAGUGCCGGACACGAUUGUCGUCAUUACAUGGAGAGGGGUAAUGCGAUUUCGAGCUAUGUGGAACUUGACCGGCUACACACAUAACUUUUGAACAUCCUCCUCCUUGGAAGACGACCACGUCUUACAAUUGAAGCUGAGAUAAUUGAUCUAUGAAAGAUUCCUGAUGGUGUUGGUGCAGUAGCUAUUGGUAAAUUAGGGACAAUGAAAAAUCCAUCAAUAAUCAUUGGAGGGAACUGUGCUGUUCAAGUAUUUGAUUAUAAAGGAAAUGAGAUUUUAUGGACUGUAACAGGUGACAAUGUUAGAUCUAUAAUAGUAAUCGAUAUUAAUCUCAAUGGGUUCAACGAGUUACUCGUUGGUUCCGAUGACUAUGAAAUAAGGGAGUUUAAAGAUGAUAGGAUAGUGAAUGAAAUAUCUGAGACGUCACCUAUAUGUUCAUUAAAUAAUCUUUCGAUUGGGAGAUUUGCUUACGCUCUGGAUAAUGGAACAGUAGGAGUAUAUGAAAAAACACGACGUGUAUGGAGAGUUAAGUCAAAGAGUUCAGUGACUUUUCUUGAAAAGUAUGAUUUGGAUGGAGAUGGAAAAGAAGAAUUAAUAACCGGUUGGUCAAAUGGUAAGAUCGACGCUCGCAAUUCCAGAACAGGAGAAGUUGUAUUUAGAGAUGCGUUAUCGUCGGGCAUAGCAGGAAUAGUUGUUGGAGAUUAUAAAAGAGCUGGAAAAUGUCAACUUAUAGUGGUAUCAGUUACUGGGGAAGUUAGAGGAUACGACAGCAGUAGUCUGAAGGUAGAAUCUGGAGUUCAAAACAAUGUUAUUCAUGAUCUGUUGCAAAAAAGGCAAAUAUUAAUGGCCGAAUUGAAAAAUUAUGCAAAAGUUUCUAAUAAAGGAAAUGGUAUUCCGGGAGAUACUCGUUUAAUAACAGAAUUGUCAGUUUCAGAAGAUAUGACACCUCCUUGUGUACUGUUGACGCUGUUGACUAACAACUCGACUAUUUUACGAGCUGUCACUGUGUUUGCCGAAGGUAUUUUUGAUGAUGAAACGCACGUUGUUCACCCAAAGAAAGAAAAUGUAUCAUCAACAUUAACAAUAUCAUUAUUUCCUCCUAAAGAUAUACAUUUGGAUAUUCAUAUUCGAGCAUUUGUGGGAUCUCACGUAGACAACGACCAAUUUCAUGUUUUUGAACUUACAAGGGUAAUACCAAGAUUUUCAAUGUACUUAUUAAUUCCAAUUUUAGGUACAGAACACUUACCUGAAAGUUACGUUAAAUUUCAACUAGUGGAAAGAGUUCAACGAUUAGAUAUGUGGUUGAGCCAGAAUUUUAUAGUACCGCAAACAAAAACACCGAUUAAAACAAAUGGUACCGAUACAUGGAACAUAUUGAUCAAAUCAUUUAGAGAUUCUUCUUUGACACAUUUGGUAUUUGAAAAGAACACGAUAUGUAUAUACACAACUAAUAUUAGUCUCGCUGCUGACUUGGUACAAUCAUUAGCAUCUUACCUGAAUAUUGAACAAGUAGAAUCCCAUGCCGAAUUUCCUCAAGUCUUGGAAGAUUUAUGGGAAAAUAUACAACUAGUAAAAUCUCUACAACAAAAUUCAGUUACAUUAAAUGCUUCGAUUGCUGAUAAUUCGGCUUUGUUGAAAAAUCUUACUGUGAAAGCAGAAGAUUUCAGAUUAUUAGAUGAUAUGCUAAAUAUGAAAACCUGUUUGAACGAAAUAUACCACGUUAAUAGACAGAUGAUACAAAAUCAUAAAGUAACAUGUGAAAACCAUGAUGAAUUGCUAAAAACUUUAAAAAAAAUCAACACUGUUAUACAAAAUGCUUCUCGACUUCGUGUGAGUAACAGCAAAAGCGAAAUGAUAACUGCAUAUCGGCAAGCCGUUGCUUCGGAAAACAUGACUGUUUUGAAAAAAUUAGUUGAAACUGGAAAUAAGGAGUAAGAGAAACAUACAAUAUUUACACUAUUAAAAAAGUAUUAUAAUUAUUUACAUUAAUUCGUCAUUUAAUCACUUUAAUAAAUAAUUCAGUAAAAUAUUUUAUAACAAAAGAAGUAAUAAACAAACAACCAUUAUUACACUGUAUAGGUACAUAUUAUGUAACUUACAUUACUAAAACCACAUGGUAUCGCGAUAGAAGAUUCUGCCGUUCUAUAGAACAAUUAUUUAUCAUAAUUAUUUUUUUCUAUACUUUUGAUUAUGUGAGCAAAAAAGCCUUUAAUACAGAAGUUAAUAUAUAUUAACAUUAAAAAAUAAAACUAGUAUUUUUCCAAUGCAAUCACACAACCUUCAUUUUAAUGUCCACGCCUCAGUACCCAAUGUCUCCCCUUGUAUAUGAAGCCCUCUAUUAAUAACAAAUAAAUAAAUAAAUAAUAAUUAGAAGAACUAUCAAAUGAUUGAUGUAUUAUAAGAAAUUCAAAUUAUACAAUUAAACAUUUUAAAAAAAAUGUAAUAAAUUAAGAUUUUAUUAGU